Messenger RNA from Owenia fusiformis, 1930 nucleotides. The record is from the annotation of a GenBank genome assembly. Lineage: Eukaryota; Metazoa; Annelida; Polychaeta; Sabellida; Oweniidae.
CAGCUUAGUCCAGCUGUAGCCAAUCAGAUAGCUUCCUUAUGCAUCUCAUUAGUGGGUUAAGAUAGGAGAUAAUCUGAUCACCUGAUGUUAGUCUUGCUUUAAAUGUUAAAGUGUGAGGAUGUGUAGCAUCAUUUUUAAAGCUAAAUCGGGAAUAUAAUGGAAAAUUUGAUUCUAUUAUUGGAUGUUUAUUGUGUUUGUGGAUGCUGAUAAAUCUGAGGAAGUCUGGAGAUUAACCAAGUGUGGAUUAGCGUUAGUUGGAGUAUAUUUAUCGUUUCGUGACGGAAAAUACCAUGACACGUGGAUAUAGGACCAUUUGGCAUGGUGUGAUGUGGGCGAACAAGGAGAACUGUGAGUGAAUUAGCAGUUAGAGACGCCUAAAGAACAUGUUCCAGAUUUUUUGAUGAGAUGGCACGGUCAAGAUCCCGAUCUAGAAGACGAAGAGAGCAGUCCAGAGACAGAAAAGCUCAUCACAAGCAUGCUGAAGAGAAGAAGAGUGAACAUGUAUCUAGAAAAGAUGAGCCUACAAGGAGGCGCGUUGUGAUAGAGAAGCCUCCCAGCCGGGACCGUAGUCCCAAAAGACAGGAGAGAGAGAAGCCUCCCAACCGGGACCGUAGUCCCAAAAGACAGGAGAGAAAGUUGGGUGUACAUCCAUUUGGGAAGAUGAUAGCGGCCACGAAAAACUAUGUUAAAAGUGAAAUCAAAGCAGUGGCAAGUUCAAAGGGGGAUUCUAAGAAGAAAAGGCUGGACACCCACAAGUCCCCAGAUUCCCAUGUCAAAAGAUCUGAUCAGACACUCUCCAGUAGUCAUCAUAAGACUGGAACCAGUGGAUCAACAGGAUUCUCCACCAAAUCUACCUCAGGAACUGAUCAUCGGGAUGGAUUAGACUCCUCUCACAACUUCCAGGAAAGAAUGACUAGCGCUGUAAAUCUUAUUAGCAGCAUCUCCUGCCCGACAGCAGAAUCCGCCAAAGUUGGUCCAGAGACAGACACUUCCCAUGUGUGUUCGUUAUGUGCCCAAGUGUUCACAAGGAAGUUUAACCUCCAGCGACACAUGCGACACCUUCAUGGGAUAGAUACUACUAGUCUAGGAGAAGAGCCAAAGGUGCCAUUCUUUCCUCUUACCCCGAAUUUAGAGGAGGAAGUUGAUGAUUCACCAGUUGAACAAGACCAUGAAACACCUACCUCGGAGGCAGAUGGAGAGUCAGGGGAUGGUAAAGCCAGUACACGGGAACAUAAAGAUGGAUUGGCAGAGGAUCAUUAUUCUAGUGACACUGAUCAAGAUGGUAGACAGGAACGGGAGGUCGAGGGUGAGAGUCCUCCUAUUACUCUUGACAUUCCAGAGGAAAACAAGUCGGAACCUAAAGGGAAGGAAACCAGCACCAAGUCACAAGCAAGCGUACCGUCUGCUACGGCUAGGUCACCAGAAGUGAGGACAAUCGGAACCCAGACUCAUGGACCUUCCUUCGCACCUAACGUAUACGUACAUGUAGAUCAAGUAUAUUUCUAAGUUGGUCUCUCACAGAUUUUAAGAUGUUAUGUUAACUUUUAACUUGUUACUUAAUAUAGCUCGUUCAUAUCAUGUAGAGAGAGAGAUAGAGACUUUAAAGUGAAAUUUCUCUACUUUUUAUUGACUUUAAGUUGUAUGUUCAUUAUUCGUAAACUUGUUAUCUUAUAAAAGUGAUUCAUAUGUCAAAGAGAGACAGAAAGACAUGCACAGAAAUGAUUGUUUAUGGCAUUGAUCAGAGACUUUUGAGAUAGUUAGACUUUUUAGAAGCAUCUCUAGAAUGUGAUGGUGUUUACUGAAGUUUAUUUUAGUUGAAGUGCAUUGAUGGUGACUUGGUAAUUGAGUUUGAGACUAUGUUAUAAAAAUUAUCAUGUAGCAUGUUAUAUGAUUGAUUAAAAGUUACUCAUAAGUUGUUUUUUUACUCCAA